Rhinocladiella mackenziei CBS 650.93 is the source of this 2328-nucleotide messenger RNA. RefSeq lists its product as uncharacterized. The coding region runs from base 1 to 2328 and encodes 775 amino acids. The record is from RefSeq and is a predicted model, not a curated record. The transcript has 3 exons. Lineage: Eukaryota; Fungi; Ascomycota; Eurotiomycetes; Chaetothyriales; Herpotrichiellaceae.
AUGGAAUCCGGUGCAAAGCGGAGACAUAUUCCCCCGUGGCCUCCGUUUAAACAAUCAUAUCAACAACUAGGAUCGACAGAAAACCUCCAUCUCACUCCGCUUCCUCCCACAGGAGGCACCCCGCUGUCGAAUCUACCAAGCGCGAAUUUGCUCAGUCCAGAUCUCAACAGUGUCACUACAUAUACCCCAGAUCCUUUGGCUAGUACACCCACAGCCUUUCUAAGAUCACCCAGUAAGCAUGCCCCUGCGAAAAAAGGUUGGCGAAGACGGGGAUGGCGGUCCGGUUCACGGAUAGCUUUGGCCUGUGCCGUCUUGGUACUGGUGACAAACAUCGCCCUCACGAUCGGUAUUGUGACGACUGGAAGUGACAUGACGGAUGGUAUUUGGAUGGUAUAUAGGGGCAGUUGCAGCGCGACUGAAACGAAGGACACCUGGGUCCAUCUGGGGCUCAACGUGGUGGCAACAGUUUUGCUGGCCAGUUCCAACUUCUGUAUGCAAUUGCUGUCCAGCCCGAGUCGGAGUGAGGUUGAUAAAGCCCAUGUGAAUCGAAAAUGGCUGGAUAUUGGCAUUCCCAGUCUUCGCAACUUGGGCUCUCUGAGGAGGAAGAAGGUCGCGCUCUGGUGGCUACUGGGAAUAUCAUCCAUCCCCCUUCACCUUGUAUACAACUCCAUCUUCUACUCUGCUCUCGCAACCAACAAUUACAGUGUCCUCUACGCCUCGCAAAGCUUUCUCCAGGGCGCUUCAUACGACACUGUCAAAUUCCCCGACACCGAGGCUUGCAACAUCACCGACAUCCGGUCGCGACUCAACGAAUUUAUCAUCCUGAACAACGAAGACUGCAUUCAUGCUUAUGCGAAGGAUUUUGUCGAAGACCGCCGGAAUGUCAUCGUGGUGGUUCAAAAUCCUCCAGCAAGCGAAGGUUCGCUAUUCAAAACUACAGAAAAUGAAUUUCCAGCGGAAAUCACAAACGCAUAUAAUCCCUUUGCCUGGAUAUGUGACAAUCCUAAUGUUGUCAACCAAACCGACGCGUGCUGCGAGAAUGAAUACGGUUUCGUACCGUGUUCCAAAAUCACUCCGAAACUGGUCGACAUGGCUGACCAGUGGUCUACCGGCGGAUUCGAAGUCGACCACUGCCUCUCCGAGCCCGUUGAGUCGGAAUGCCAUCUCCACUUUUCCCUCGUCUUGAUGGGCGUGGUGUUGGGCUUCAACAUCCUCAAAGUCAUUGGCAUAGCGUAUGUCGUUUUUCGAUUGGGUGAACCGCCGCUCGUCACGGUCGGUGACGCCAUCCAAUCCUUCCUCCGCAAUCCAGACCGGACAUCUGAGGGCAUGUGCCUAUCCAGCCACGCAAGCGUCGUCGCGUCUUCGAAACUUGGCUAUGCAGCGACGACCAUGCGUUACGAACCACAACAACACCGUUUCUAUGAAUCUGCGAGCUGGCGGCAGUGGAGUUUUCUCCUUGGGCUGUUCACCCUCCUGGGGAUCGGGACUUCGGCCUGUUUGGCGCUUGGUAUCGAAAACUUUAAAGGUGAUAAGACGAUCCAGAACGCGUGGUCCAUUGGAUUGGGCACGGUGCGGCCCCAGAACCUCAUCAUGGGUUGGAAUCUCCCCGGGUAUGGCAACACCUCGAUCGCGAUCUCAACGCUGAUUGCCAACACCCCCCAAGCGUUGUUCUCUUUUCUCUACGUCUGCUACAACAGUCUGUUCACCGUCAUGUUUGUCUCCCGCGAACUAGCCAACUUCAGCGUCACGGCGGGCCGCGGGCGGAAAUAUCUGCGUGUUAGCGACGCGCGAGGGGAGCAGAAGUCGACAUACUUCCUCAAUCUGCCGUACAAGUAUGGAAUUCCAUUGCUGGUGGGUUCUGGUUUGAUGCACUGGCUCGUGUCUCAAGCCAUUUUCCUGGCAAACAUAACUAUCAUUCCGCGCGACGGUCUGGUGCCCAUGCAGGAUGAGAUCACUACAGUGGCGUACUCCCCGAUCGCAAUGCUGUUCAUGCUGUUCUUGGGCUUCGCGAUGCUCUUGUUCCUUCUCCUCACGGCACUACGGAAACUUCCCAUCGGUAUGCCUCUUAUUGGCAGUAACUCGCUUGCCAUCAGUGCGGCCUGCCACCCGCCCACUGGCCCUGAUCAGAGCGAGCGUGAGGACAUGGUACUUCAUCCACUCAGCUGGGGUGCUGUCCCUGGCGGAGCCAAAGUCCUCGAUCUCGGUAUCCGUGAUCACCAUGCCCACGGCUUCGAAGAAGGACCGGAUGAAAAUGGUAGAGGAAUUGGGCAUUGUUGUUUCAGCGACCGUGUGCUUGAGCCGCCAGAGAGGGGAAAAUUGUACGCUUGA